CGCUCACCACCCCAACACCAAUUGGCUAUGGUCAAGAGCUGAUCCAUUUCCCCUCAGCCCUUGUGUUUUGAUACACAUCACAGUUUCCUUCGUUUGUUUGCCUGGAUCUCGCAGGUCCUUCAGCUCAGCAUCCACAAUGUCCCUUUUCCGCAAUUGCGGCCGGACUGCCACUGUGCAGCUCCGUGGUUUCUCUUCGUCCGCCAGCCGCAAAGUUGGACCCGAAUCUCCCAAUUUCAUCGAAGUUCCUCGGUCUAUCCAGCCGGAUCUUCCCUCAAAGCCUCGUAUCAAGGGUACUCUCCCCGUUCCCCGCGAGAUAUUCCCCCGACGCCGAGCGGACAAGCCCUCCGAGCAGUACAUUGCAGCAGCGACACCUCUUCCCUCCGCUCAGCCCGAGAUUGACCCCACGGACCCGCACGCCCAGUAUAAGGAUUGGAAGAGGAAAAUGGCGGAUAUGAGAAGGCAGAAUCUCCGGGAGGGUUUGCUGGAAUUGCACACCCGGAAGCAACGGAUUGAUAAGUCUAUGGCACAGCGCAGUAUUGAGAAGCAAAAGCGACGAGAGCGCGUUCUUCGACAAUCCGAACGAGAGGAUGAGCGACUCACCCGUCCUUCCGUUGUACAAGAGAUGCUACCGAAGUGUACUCCUGUGCUACCGGACCCUAACCGAGAAGAGCGACUCGCUAAUGGCCGAGUAAAGCUCGAGAACAACAAGAUUCAAAAGGAGGCUACGCGUCAAGACUCUCUGCACACACUCUAUAUGAAUGCUCGCAGUUUUAUCACAACGGAAGCUCAGCUUGCCGCUGAGAUUGAGAGGGUCUUCCCUGAAGGAGAGAACGAGGCCUGGCGAAGCGAUCAUCAAUACGGCGACAACAUCUGGAACCUAGGAUUGCCACAGACUGUCCAGUCCAUAGUGAAUGAGGGCAGGAAGAGUGAGGCCGCUCGCUGGGAAGUUAUCCAGGGCAGAGUCAAGAAGUUGGGAGAGGAGAUCACUGGAGGAAAGCUCUAGAGGGGAUAUUGAAAUACUUGUAUAUUAGCUGUUCUCUACACUGUAAUCUCAAACAGAUAUUUGGAUUUUACUAUUUAUUCCGUUGU
Messenger RNA from Aspergillus ochraceoroseus IBT 24754, 1089 nucleotides. RefSeq lists its product as uncharacterized. NCBI's taxonomy places the organism in Eukaryota, Fungi, Ascomycota, Eurotiomycetes, Eurotiales, Aspergillaceae. The record is from RefSeq and is a predicted model, not a curated record. The coding region runs from base 137 to 1003 and encodes 288 amino acids. The transcript has a single exon.